This is a messenger RNA of Didymodactylos carnosus, 540 nucleotides long. NCBI's taxonomy places the organism in Eukaryota, Metazoa, Rotifera, Eurotatoria, Philodinida, Philodinidae. The record is from the annotation of a GenBank genome assembly.
AUGUCCACGUGUCUAGCUAAAACUGCCUACUGUGCACAAUUUGUGUAUGAUAACAUACAAUUAGUAAGUAUGUGGUUAUCUUUCGAAGAUACAACAGUUUUAGAUAAUGCAUUAAUUACAAUGGAACAUUUGUAUAAAUCCGGUGUUGUUAAUAUACAUUUGAAACGAUUAAUGAAUGAACAAUCAUUCUUUGAAAUUGAAUAUUCAGUUAAAAAAAUUCAAUCAAAGAAAGACGAUGAUAUUGAUAAUGAAGAACAGGAACAACAACGAGAAGAAGAGAAAAUAAAAUUUAUUUUGACAUUAGAUGAUAUUGAAGAUCAUAAACGUCAAUUAACAUUUUGUAACGUUGAUUUACAUCAAAAUAUGAAACAAAAAAUAAUAUUAUUAAGUGAACAAUUGAAAUUAUUGCACAUAAUUGAAAACAUUUAUUUAAAAUUAUUAAAAUUAGAAAUGUCCGGUCAUCCUGAAUAUCAAUUGAAAAAUGAAAAAUAUGAUAUUUAUGAUCGAACAGGUAAGGAAGUCUGCGGCUUGUCCACGUAA